AGAAUAUUUUGAAAAUGGACAGUUUCCAGGUCAAGGAAUUCUCCCUUCCCCCCUGAACUAAGAUUUCCCUAUGCCCUUCAAGGAUCAAGAAAGGGGCUGAGCACACAGAAUGUGCUAAGAAGAGAAUGUUUGCAUUGAACUGAACCCCUGCAGAGCGUGGACGAUUUAGAGGCACUGAGUUUGGCUUCUGGGUGACUACUUGCCUCAGCUGGCCCACUUAGCAGUGAACAGCAAUGGGCCAAAGGAGACAGACCAAGCCUCAACAUGGCAAACCAAGGACUUCCAGAACUAGCCCAGUUACAUUUGAGAAAGAAGUAUUUUUUGAUAGUGAUGAGAUUAUUGAUGCAGUCGGGCAAUCAAAAUUUGUUCUAAAGAACCUGCACCAUUACGCAGUCCAUCCAAAUUUGGCCCAGUACUAUGAGCCUUUGAAGCCCACUGCACUGCAGAAAUUCCUGGCUCGAAACAGGAAAAUUCAAAGCUUCACGUUAAAAGUAAUAGAGUAUGAUCAGGAUAAGACCUUACUGAUUCUGACCAACAACCCACUUCCCUGCCCGAUAGAUCAUCAAGGAAAGGACAUCACACCAAAAUACUUUUCCAAUGAGUUACUGCUCAAGGAAAGUCAUCAGCACAAGCCCACCGAGAACUUCUUCCUACCCUUGAUGCCUCAGAAAAAAAACUUAAGAUCUGGACUGAAACCAGUAUUCCCUUUGAUGCUGAUGGAGGACACCACAUCCAAGCGAGAACAAUGGUUUAGGUUUUCCACCGACAAGGAUUUCAAGAGUGAAGGGAGGUAUUCAAAGGUCUACACUCUGAGGCAACAGAAGAAAAUGUACCCGCAGCUCACCUUUGCUUCAGUCUGUAAAAAAUAUAUGAAGAAUGAUGUCUCCAAGAAGUCAGGGAGCGACCCGCCAACUUCCCAGAUGAUUUGGGAACCAUUAACCCUUUCAUCACUCCUGGAGAAGAAGCCCACCAGAACCGCACCAGGAGAGAGCGAGUUCCGCAAUGGAAGGGCCCAGCAGUGGUUUAUAAAAAGCGCCACUGUCAUUAAGUGAAAACAAACCCUACAGGGCCCCCGCUUCUCCAAAGACUGAGGGGCCUACAGAAGUCGCCAUCUAGGGCGUGCCAACCAAUAAAAUUUCAUUCUGCCCGCUC
Molecule: messenger RNA, 1152 nt
Organism: Capra hircus (goat)
Lineage: Eukaryota; Metazoa; Chordata; Mammalia; Artiodactyla; Bovidae
Gene: TSGA13
Product: testis specific 13
Exons: 8
Coding region: 234-1052 (272 amino acids)
Source: RefSeq, a predicted model, not a curated record